CAGCAAGAGUCGUCGUGCGUUGUACCAGAAUUUAUUCUCUUUUUUUAUAAUUUCACUUUGUUGGUUUACUCAGUUAAUUCGAGACUUCGAAUACAAUUGUGUAUCACUGUUGAACAGUUGUUAGAUCCGAACGUUGCAUUUUGGUGUUGAUUGCAAGAGAGAGAGAGAUUUUGAUUUCUCGAAGGAAAGGUUUAGAGGAGAAACUGUUGAUAAUUGAAAAUUGUGUGGGAGGAAAAGUUGUACGAAAUGCCUGUAGAAUUGGAGUCAGUGGCACCGAUUAACACGCGCCAGCCGUGUUCACCUUGCAACGGGGAGAAGAAAAUGAACAAGUUGUGCAAGCAGGUGUCGAUCGAGAGCCCGAGCGUAACGGGCCGUGAAUGGGUGUUCAGUUUCGACGUUCCUGUUCCGGAUGUCCCAGAACACGGAGCUCGUAUCCGGGUGAUGUGUGCCGGUGCCUGCUACCAUCCUCGUCGCUCUCCAAGCUUGUCGAGUUUGACUUCUGUCUCGAGUGGUAGUAGCUUGACUACAGACGUCUCUUUGGAGGGUGAUUACCCUGUCGCCUUACCUCAUCACGGGGUUCGCAACGCAGCUCUGUUCCCCGGAUACGAGGUUGCAGGCGUACUCGAGUCUCUUGGAGCAAACUUGUCCGAGGAUUGUGGCUACAAAGUCGGGGAUCGAGUGAUCCUUUAUCCUUACGAAGGCAUACCGAACGGAUACGUCGAAUACUUGGUCGUGCACGAUCUCAAGUAUCUGAUCAAGAUCCCGGACAACGUAAGCUUGAGCGUUGCCGCUAUGCUACCAGCUGGCGCACUAUUGGCUAUGAACACAGUGUUCGCUGCACACGAACACGUUCAAGGGUUGCUGAAACAGAGGGGGGAGAAGAGUGUCUGCAAGAUUCUGAUCGUUGGAACUGGCGGUCUGGCACUUUGGGCGCUCAGAAUCGCAGCUUAUCAUUUUAAUAACAUGAAAGACCGAGUUACCAUUACUAUCGCCUCGCUGAAGGACGACGGACUGACCAUGGCGCAGGAGUUUCAACGCGUGAACGUGGUACAAUGGAACGAGGAUCUGUUCGAGAAACUGCUGAUCGAGCGCACCAUGGACGCUUGUCAAGGCCACGUGGACGUUGUUAUCGAUUUCGGUACCACUUCUCGUAGCCUUCAUCGCAGCAUGCAGUGCUUGAGCAAGGGCGGUGUGGUGUUCGUGAUCAAAGAGGUGGCCGAACGUCUUCAGCCUAAGUUCAACAGACGUGCGGAGGAAUGGCAGCAGAGUAUCCAGCCUGUGGAGCCGGGUACGUUGGAGCAGUUGCGCGAGCUGGUCGAAUUGGUUUCUUCUGGUGAGAUCGAGCCUCCGCCGCACACCGUUUAUCCAGCGGAGGAUGUUCUCGACGUGGUGCGCAAGUUGUGCCACUCAGAGAUCCAAGGCCGCGCGAUUUUACGCUUCUACCCAGCGGAUUAAGGGGAUUUUACAGAUGGAGAAUCGCGUGCCGCACGGAUCGGCACCAUAGAACAACUCGAGAGCAACCGAGAAGAGAUUGGACGAACAGAUUGAGGGCCGAAUUAUUCUUCGGUUAAUUAGACACGUCGCAGAGCCAAUGUGGAGUCGGAUGGACUGUGCACAUCAGGAUAUCGGACGAUUCGGAUUUCUCGAGGCGAAGGAUCUGGUCUCGCGAUGUUUCUCGUUCUGCGAUGAAAAAGAAAGAGAGAUUAGAGGAGUAGUAUUGGAGGUAGUUUCGGUGAUAUAAACCGCUCGUCGCGAAGAAGAAAGAGGAACGUUGAGAUCGUUGGAGGAUUGUCAUGCGAAAACUGAUCGUCGAUCGUUCGGGAGGAAUUUGAUAGAUAUCGUUCGUUAUCGAUAAGAGUAGAUUUAGUCUGCUGGUUACGAGAAUGUUUCGAAGGAGAAUGAGAAUCGUGGAUGAGGAGAUUUCGUUGUAGAGUAGCAAAGAGAGGUAUUCGGGAAACGAUGAUGUCACGUGAACCUCGGGAAUAUAUCGUAGAGAAAGUUUCACAAGUUGAACUCGAUACACCGUGUUGCGGUGGAGUACGGAAUUUUCCGUGCUUCUCUCGCUUAUUGUCACGGUGGUAUUACUUUCACUUAAGAGCUGGUAACUAUGAAAUAUUCUAUAUCCGACAUCGAAAUAUAUUGAAAUCGUUCGUUUCCUUUCAGCGAGGAUGUUAACGUUUUAUGCUCGAGUUCCUUGGUCGGAUAAUGAUUGUAUUGAAAUCUCGAGAUACGACCAAUGAAUCUACUUAUAUAUAACGAAGCACAAUUUUUCCAAAUUUUCUUUUCACGUCAAACGUUUCCGAAUACCUUCGACACGUGAUUUAUCCGAUCAUCGAACGAAGAGUUAUCGGUUUAACCUUACGUGGUAAAACACGAGUACGCAGAUGUACAUACGUAUAAGUUCGAUGUACCUGAAGAUGAUUAAUGGUACCGUUGAAUAUUUAACGUCAAUUCAAUUGUAAUGAUCGUUAUAGUUUAAUGUUUCUAACAUGAAGUACCGGCCUGUAAUUGUUCGCCGGGAAAUUCGAUCGGAAAGAGAGGAGGCAAAACUAUACGCCGAGACUAUAAUUAGGUCGUAAGUCACGUAGAUUAUACUCGAAAUAUAUUUGGAACACGUAUUUAGAACGUACUUAAACGAUAUUUGUGAAAAAGUUAUUUUGAGAAGGGGGGAAGGAUCGCAUAAACUUCUCUCGAAUAAUCGAGGAGCGUCGACUAACCUAUAUCAUAUCUGCCGACAGUUUCACGAACAAAACUGUAACUUACGUGGGAAAAAAGGAAAAAACCAUUGCUUUGCCAUUACUCAACCGUAGGUCUGGUAAACGUUAAUUUUUGUGUUUCACGUGUAACGUAAUAUUUAUAAUAUAUGUAUGACUGUCAAUAUAAUCGAGGCGUGAGAAUUAUAUACUCCCGAAUUGUGUGUAUUAUCGUGCGUUUCGAGGACAAUUUUUGUAUAAUUAUCCUUAAGUAUAAAUAUUCCUUUCUCAGGUAGAAUAAAUUAGUAUUUAAGUUGACCGAUCGUUCUUUGCGUACAUAAAAAAGAUAUUAAUCGCAUCUCACAUCGCAAUUAUCAUUAAGUUGCUGUAC
Habropoda laboriosa is the source of this 3084-nucleotide messenger RNA. RefSeq lists its product as uncharacterized. Gene Ontology annotation, molecular function: oxidoreductase activity. Bases 247 to 1455 code for a protein of 402 amino acids. NCBI's taxonomy places the organism in Eukaryota, Metazoa, Arthropoda, Insecta, Hymenoptera, Apidae. The record is from RefSeq and is a predicted model, not a curated record. The transcript has 3 exons.